AUAGUUUGAACUUUGAAGGGGAGGUUGUUCCACCUUUUUUCUUUUCAGACUAAAUUAUUGCGGCGGACCCUUAAGCUAAUUGAAUGCCUAUCUACUGCUAGUUCUGUUCCACUAUCUAUUGUUAUUGCUCUUGCCAGUGUGACAGCCUCUACAUAUGUAUAUGGGCACUUUCAUUUUUAGGCGUGGGCAGUUAGUAACAUUAAGGAUGUGUGUAAUCGUUGCUAGCUAGGGCACUUCAAGUAAAGUUCUCCAAAUCAGGAAGUGUAAAAGAGCCAAAAGGGGAAAAUAAACCAUAAUGGAACACAACAAGUUGAUGAUUAUCAGCUUCUUGGAAAAUCCUUUGCUUGUUUUUUUCUUACUACUUUUAGCACUAAAUUACUCUUAUUUCAUUGUUUCAAAGCUACCAAAAGGUAUCCCAAGAAUACUUGCUCUUGCACCAGCUUUCUACCUUUUGUAUCUUUUCCCUUGGUGCUUCUCAUCUGCAUUAAUCAGAGGUAUUUUGUCUUUCUUCAUAACUUGGAUUACUUCUUUCAAACUCAUCCUUUUUUGUUUCAAUAGAGGCCCUCUUUCACAAUGCAAAAACCCCAUUGACUUUAUACUCAUUUCCAUUUUCCCACUCAAAAUUCCGAGGGAGGUCAGUCAGAAAUAUGAGAUUUCCAAUGGAAAGUCCGUCAGAAAAGCUUCUGACAAGCCAAUUAGUGACGGAAAAAUUCCAAGAGAUGUUCGGGAGAAAUAUGGGAUUUCCAAUGGAAAGUCUGUCGGAAAAGCUUCUGACAAGCCAAUUUCCAACGGAUCUCCAAAUUCACUUGUUCUUAGUAGUAAUAGUAUAUAUGCAAGGUAUGAGGUGGAAGAGAUUUUUAAGCAGCCAUAUUUGGCUACAUCUUUUCAAGAUUUCUGGGGGAGGAGAUGGAAUCGAUACUCGUCGAAAAUGUUGAGGUUAACUAUCUAUGAUCCAACUAAUGAAGCCCUCAAGAAUCUGAGUUUUGUUGGUAAAAAUACAGCAAGAGUAUUGGCAAUUGUGAACACAUUUGUCGUAUCAGCUAUAAUGCAUGAGCUCAUGUUUUACUACAUUACAUGUGGUUUAUGUUUAAAACCAACAUGUGAAGUGAUGUGGUUCUUUAUAUUGCAAGGAAUUUGCAUCUCUUUUGAAAGAGUGUUCCAGGCAAAGAAUUGGAUUAUUAUGGAUCCAAGAGUUUCUAUACUACUCAAACGGAUCUUCAUUGUUUUUUCUUUCUACUUUUUGCUAGUUUUACCAGUGAUGAGGGAAGGAAAUAAUACAUGUGAAAUCACCAAAUGAUAGAUGGGACUUGUACAAAAGGCUCAGUGAGUGGUACUGUCUGACCCUCCUUGCACGGUGCAUCAAUCACAUGUCUUACAUUGCUACGUCGUUGCAAACUUUGAGAAUUGACGGAUAGAUCCCGGGGAGUUUAGAAAAAGAGUUUAGUUUAAUUAUAUGUUGAGGUUUCUAUUUUUACUUUGGUCUUAUCCCUCACUAACAUGUUCUGAAGAGGUAUAUGUAUUGAGCUAGUUGCUCAUAUUGAGCAUAUUAUUUAAUGGAAAUUUAUUAGCUCUUCCUUAA
Messenger RNA from Lycium barbarum (goji berry), 1579 nucleotides. RefSeq names its product acyl-CoA--sterol O-acyltransferase 1-like. Gene Ontology annotation, biological process: lipid metabolic process. NCBI's taxonomy places the organism in Eukaryota, Viridiplantae, Streptophyta, Magnoliopsida, Solanales, Solanaceae. The record is from RefSeq and is a predicted model, not a curated record. The transcript has a single exon. Bases 296 to 1297 code for a protein of 333 amino acids.